AUGAAGUCGGGUGGGCUGUCCAAACUGCAGUCCGCAGUUUCUCAAGUCAAACAGGUCAAUGCAUUGAAGGGGGACUCUGCGCUGGAGGACUCCCCGACAAUCAAGGUAUGUGUCCGAGUUCGACCGUUCAUCAAGGAGGAGGUGGAGGGGCAGCGGUCUGGCGGAGAAUGCAAGCUUUGCGUCGAGAUGCCGACAGAGACAUCUGUGAGGAUGUGGAAUCCUGAAGAGAUUGAGGAAGAUAUGCGCGCCUUCGAGUUCGACAGAUGCUACUGGUCGCACAGCUCAGACAAUCCUCUCUAUGCCACGCAGGAGACGCUGCAGAAGGAGCUGGGAGAGACGAUGCUAGAGCACGCCAUGAACGGCUUCAACAAUUGCAUCUUCGCCUACGGGCAAACAGGCAGCGGCAAGUCCUACAGCGUGCUUGGUGGCAAGGGUGAAGAGCGGGGCCUUCUUCCUCGCGUCGUAGAGGGGUUGUUCGAUCACUUCGAAAAGCUUCCUGAGGGCGCUACGUACAAGACUCUUGUUGGGUUCAUGGAGAUUUACAAUGAGCAAAUCCGUGACCUACUGGCACCUGCCACAGACAGUGAAAACAAGAAGCUAGAAGUCAAGCAGCACCCGGUUCUUGGAACCAUUGUGCCAGGUUUGACGGAGGCGGCGGUUGCAUCCUGUGAGGAGGUGCUGAACCUGGUGGACUACGGUACACAGAUGAGGCAUGUCUCGGCAACGGCGAUGAAUGCGACGAGCAGCAGAAGCCACUGCAUCUUCACCUUCAAGACUUCACUCACAGAACCAGAUCAGCCAUCGAAGGUUUCACAGACCCACCUCGUGGAUCUCGCGGGCUCAGAGCGUGCCGGCCGAACCAAAGCUACGGGCGACAGGCUCAAGGAAGGAGCCGCCAUUAAUCAGAGCUUGUCAACAUUGGCCAGGGUCAUCUCCGAGCUGGCGAAAUCUUCGAAGACGAAGAAGAAACCCAACCCUCCGUUCAGGGAAUCGAAACUGACCUACAUCCUCAAGGAGUCCCUUUGUGGGAACUCCAAGACCGUUAUGAUGGCGGCCAUCUCUCCUAACUUCCUUGACUUCGACGAGACUUUGUCGACAUUAAAAUUCGCACAGUCCGUGAAACAGGUGCAGACGAAGGCUGUUCAAAAUGCUGUUAACAUGUCCAGCGUGGAGGCGCAACUCCGCGCCGAACUGAAUGCACUGAAAUCACAGCUAAAGAUGUACGAGGAGGGAUCCCCCACUUCUUCUGCCAACGUCUCCUCCGAGGAGUUGGUGUUCUUGAAGAGGCGUCUGGAAGAACAGGAACAAUUCUGUGCCUACUAUGGCAAGGAUUGGGACAGCCUUCUCGCCGAGGAGAGGGAACGCAUGGACACGCGGAGGACGUCCCUGCAUCCCUCCAAGUUGGGCGACAGGGUCAAGAAGUCGCCGUCAGAGAAGCGGCAGGACCACAGCUCUGAUGAGGAUGCGGAUAUGGAGGAGGAUCAGGAGUCCAUCACCUGCUCUCUGCUGGAGCUCGGCAAGCCGCCCGAUGUGCUUCCGCCAGGAGGGAGACCGUCUUUGUGCGCGCCGAUUCGGAGCUCUUUGGCCGUGGUGGGGCCGAUGGCUCAGAGCCUCCUCAGGGAAGGUGCACGGCCGCGUGCCGAGAACCUGAACAGGCGAGUGCUGGAGCUUUCGCGCUUAGCAGAGGAGACCCAGGAGCUCCUAAACCGCGAAAACGGAGGCGAGAUGUCGAUUCAAGUCCUUGUGGUGGUCGAUCCGAUGGAUGAGGAGACCUUCGAGGCGGGGCUGGUGGUGCAAGCGGCCUCCUCGAAAUCCUUGCCGUCGUCCUGGGCCUGGCCGCGCAGCGAGUCCUCCGAGGCCAGCGAGGCUGGAGAGAGGAAGGUGGAUUGGUGUUCUGCGACUGAACUCAAGAAACGCCUGAACUGGCUGAAGUCCAACGCGUCAAAUUCCGACAGAAGUGCAGAAGAGAUGUGGCUUGCAGCGGCACGAGCCACUUCCGGUUAUGAUGCGCUGGAAGCUCUCCAGAAAGACAAUGCAGCGAUGGCGGCCAAAAUUGAAGAGUUGGAGUCGAGGCUUAGAGCAGCCGAAGGGCCACGCACAGCUGAGAAGGAAGGGCCCAAGCUUCGCAGUCAAAAAGCAAGGGAUGCGGUCAAAGCCAUCGCAGCCAGCUUCGAGACCGCUCUUGGAGCGAUCGAUUCCGCCCAGCUCACCUUGCAGAAAGUCAAUAUUGCGCCGCAGAAUAAUUAUUUAAUUCCUUUAAUGCUUCUUGUCAAGCCUGCGCCCAAUGGUGAUGCGGGCAGUGACAGCUGGGAGCUCGUGGGAGCUAUGGGAGGCUUUGAGAACCGUGCGUCGGCUUUCAUCUCCCAGCAGGACGAACAGUUGCAGCCAGUGCUGCGAGAGGUGUUGCAACUCUCGCGGCUGGCUGUGGGAGCUUCCACAGGAUCCUCAGAGCUCUCUGCGCUAGCGGCCAAAGUUCGCCAGCUGGCAGCAAGCAGCACAGAUGCAGCCCCUCUACUGGCAGCUCUGGACUUGCACGGCCUGGGGGAGUGCGUGGCACGCCUGCCUGGCCGGUGCGUCCACACUCUUUGCCAUUGCAUUCUUAAUUAUGCUUUAUCCAUGUGUGAAAUGUUGACGGAAGAUAUCUGUGAAGCCUUUCGCCGAGUGGUCGAGAUUCGCAGCUGCCAAGCAGUAGCCCGCAGAUUCCAGGAUACGGACUUUGCUCCCCUUCUCGACGGCAAUGAGCAGUGGCGCGCCGAGCUCGACUGCUGGAAAGCGCUGCUGGCGCCCUUCCCUUGGAGCAACGCUCGGGCAUCGGUCAUGAGUCAAGUUCUUGCUGCGGCAGACCUCUCGGAGCCGUUGACCAUGCAUCCACAACUCGUGCGCUCUUUCGAGAUACUGCGUUGCUUGGGUGCAGACCUGCUGGACAAUGACAUAAAAGGUUCGGUGGCGAGGCUGCAGCGGCACGGUGAGAAACUGGCUUGUUGGGCAAGCACGGAGAUCACAGAGAACACGCUGCUUGCUUAUCGGCAGAGUGUAGGUCGCAAGGAGAAUGAUGCGGUGUCGCUCAAACCAGCAGAGGCAGCAGAAGAAGCUGCAAAGGCCAGGGGAGCACUCGAUGCCGCAGCGAAGAAGCUUGGCUUCGUCCCGUCCGCACUCAAGGGCCGAGUGCCGACACUGGCGCUCGUCCGCUUGGCCGCGCGAGUGCUUCGUGAGGUGGACGAGGCAGCUUUGCCACCAGCUGGACAGGCCUUGGCUCGUCAGCUUGUGGAGGAAGCCAACAAGCAGCCAGACCCCGCACUUCGAAACUCGAUCCUGCAGUUUUUGCUGCGAGUGGCUCAGGAGUUCUUGACACGAGCAACUUCCAAACCGAAAACUCUCUGCUUGAACUUCGAGCUUUUAGCUGGUGGAUCGCCCAGCAUGCAACUUCUUCGCGAUCUUGAGACUCAUCCGUCCGCCCAGCUCGUCCUCAACAACAUGGCACUGUCGGAGCUGCUGCAGGUGAUGUCCCGCAUCCUUGAAGCUCAUCGGAUGGUGCACGGGGAGAAGGAGCUGCCGCACGAGGCUCUUCGCCGUUGGUCCUCACGCACAGCUGCCACAGCGGCUGUGCCGCCGCGAGAGCUGGCCUCGCUUAGCGCGGAUCUGGAGGAUUUUCUUAAGCAGAACCAUGCGGCGCGACUUGCAGAUCUGGACGAGUCCCUGGCCUCCUGCGCUAUGCGGGCGCUGAACUCAUUGGGAGAAGGCGGUGGCAGGGGUGGGGGCCAAGUCAUAGGUCAGUUGACGCACGGAGGGCACAUGGCGCAGGCGACAAGACUGAAUGGGGUGCUUUCUACGCGUUCCGGGGCACAGCUUUGGAUCCAAAUAUCGGCGCUCAUCUUCCUUACCUUCUUGUGCUGGAUUUUGGUUGUGCACCGCAUCAGUCCGACUGCACGCGCUUUGUCGCAUGACACGUUCAUAGCGGCAUCACAUGCAUCGCGACCAGCUCCGGUCGUGCCUUGCGGUCUCACGCCUGCCCACCACGCUGGGCGUCCAUCGCGGAAGACCUGCGAACCGCCAGCGAAACCCAAGUGGUCAUGGCCCCUGAGCCUCGGUCUGAUCCUCACUCUCAGCCUUUCCCUUUCUGCCUCAAAGAGCCAAGUUUCCGGCUCCAGCUUGCCGAAAGCUUCACCACGUGCCUUCUUGAUCCCAAUCGCUAAGUCCGCUAAGUCAAGUGAGUCGAGGGUGAAGCUCCAAGCUUUUGCCGGUGGCUUGGAAGGGUGUGAUCAUCACGGGGCAGGGCGUUACGAAUUCGAUCCUUUGGACUUUUGUAACAACUUCCCCGAGCAUCUCCCCUGGUAUAGAGAGGCAGAGGUAAAGCAUGGGCGUGUUGCUAUGUUGGCUUAUGUUGGAUUGGUUGUUCCUGACUUUGCUCGCUUCCCUGAUGCAAUCUUCCACCAGAAGGGCACGGACGUUAUCACCGCCCACUCAAUUCUCUUGAGCGCUGGCUUUGGCAAAGGUCCGAUGUGGUGGUUCUGUGGGCUGGCAGAGGCACUGCGUGUCUGGCAGCUUGGUGUGGAUUUCGAGCUCCUGACGCUGGACACCGCAGGCGAUUAUGCCAUGGGCGAGCCGUUUUUCCAGGACGAAGACGAGAUAUCGAUUCUCAAGACGCAGGAACUGAAGCAUGGAAGGCUGGCCAUGAUUGCAGUCGGUGGAGCAAUCACUCAAGCUGUUUCAUGCAACGCGCAUCAUUUUCCGUUUGUUCCAUGA
Symbiodinium sp. CCMP2592 is the source of this 4743-nucleotide messenger RNA. The record is from the annotation of a GenBank genome assembly. Lineage: Eukaryota; Dinophyceae; Suessiales; Symbiodiniaceae.